CGGGGUCUGGUGGGAGGAGCCGCAGCCCCCGCGGCCGCCUGGCGCUUCCUGUUUCCGGUUCCCGGAGCGCUGCGCUGCGAGGCGCUCGGGGGGAGGAGCGCCGGCCCCGGGCACGAGUUCCAGGACGGAGGUGUGCGGCUGGCCGCCCGCUGGCCCCCAGUCUCCCUGCGGUCCUGAGCCCCUGCCCGCGGCAUGAUGUUCCCCGCCUGCAGGCGCUGGAGGACCCGGGCGCUGGCGCUGCCGCUGCUGCUCCUGGCCGUGGCCGUGAGGGAGUCCUGGCAGGCAGAGGAGAAGACCUGCGACCUGGUCGGAGAGAAGGGGAAGGAGUCGGAGAACGAGCUGGCGCUGCUGAGGAGGCUGAAGCCGCUGUAUAACAAAAGCUUCGAGAGCACCGUGGGCCAGGGCUCCGACACGUACAUGUACAAGUUCCGCGUGUGCCGGGAAGCCAGCAACCACUCCUCGGGUGCGGGCCUGGUCCAGAUCAACAAGAGCACCGGGAAGGAGAUGGUGGUGGGGCGGCUCAAUGAGACGCACGUCUUCAACGGAAGCAACUGGAUCAUGCUCAUCUACAAAGGCGGGGACGAGUACGACAGCCACUGCGGGAAGGAGCAGCGGCGCGCCGUGGUCAUGAUCUCCUGCAACCGGCACACGCUCGCGGCCAAUUUCAUCCCCGUGUCCGAGGAGCGCGGCAAAGUGCAGGAGUGCCUCUACCUCUUCGAGAUGGACAGCAGCCUGGCCUGCUCCCCCGAGGCCUCGCACCUCAGCGUGGGCGCCAUCCUGCUCAUCACGUUUGCGUGCCUGGUGGCUGUCUACGUCAUCGGGGGCUUCCUGUACCAGCGCCUGGUGGUGGGCGCCAAGGGCAUGGAGCAGUUCCCGCACUUGGCCUUCUGGCAGGAUCUCGGCAACCUGGUAGCGGAUGGCUGCGACUUCGUGUGCCGCUCCAAGCCCCGAGGUGCGCCUGCCGCCUACCGGGGCGUGGGGGACGACCAGCUGGGGGAGGAGACCGAGGAGCGUGACGACCACCUGCUGCCCAUGUGAAGGGUCCCGCCCGCCACCGUGCCCGCCGACCCCGGGAGCGGCCUCUGCUCCCGCUCGUCUCGCCCGCUCGCUGCGCUUGCUUGCCAGCCUGCUUCCGGCCUGCCGCCUCUUCCCACCCCAGAAACGCUUUCUCUCCAGCGCCCGACCUUCCCCUCGCGCCGCAGGGCUAGUGACAGGCAGGGGGUGUCCGGACAAGGGCCACCGUGGCCUCUGGGCAGCAGAAGGUACAGGAGGAGAGUUUCGGUGAACAAAAGGGGACCUGGCAGGUUCCCCGGCCCAUUCUUUUUUCUUUUCCUUUUUUCAAAACAUUUUUACAAAAUUUUAGACACUGGAUUUCUGUGAUUUUUUUUUUUCCCCACACACAAAAAAAAGCGACAAAA
Sorex araneus (European shrew) is the source of this 1418-nucleotide messenger RNA. RefSeq names its product mannose-6-phosphate receptor, cation dependent (gene M6PR). NCBI's taxonomy places the organism in Eukaryota, Metazoa, Chordata, Mammalia, Eulipotyphla, Soricidae. Bases 193 to 1038 code for a protein of 281 amino acids. Gene Ontology annotation, cellular component: trans-Golgi network; Golgi apparatus; endosome. Gene Ontology annotation, biological process: protein targeting to lysosome. Gene Ontology annotation, molecular function: protein domain specific binding. The transcript has 7 exons. The record is from RefSeq and is a predicted model, not a curated record.